GGAAUUUAUUUUUUGGUGGUGGAACUUCGUAGUUGGUGGGUUUUGACUCCAGUUUUCUCCUCUGGUUUUCAGAACGUCUGCUUUUACUAAAUUAAAGCUGGAGUCGAGGAUGAAUAAUUUUAGUAAAGUGAGAUCAGUACACCAGAAACUAAGCAAUUUGUUUCGAAAAGGCGUAUGUAAGGUCCUUCAAGUUGGUCCAAUCCCCACUCACGUAGCCUUCAUCAUGAAUGGAAAUCGAAGAUAUGAUCAAAAGUUGAACCUGGCAAAGGGGACAGGGCACAGUAUAGGCAUACUGGUUAUGUUGACAAUGCUCAUGCACUGCUGCGACCUGGGUAUAAGAUACGUAACAGUUUAUGCCUUCAGCAUUGACAAUUUCAAGCGAAAGCCUGAAGAAGUUGAGCGCGUCAUGGACUUGCUUAAGUUUACAUUUGAGCUAUUAAGUGAAAAGAACAGCAUAGCAAACCUCUACAGUGUCAAAUUCCAUUUUGCGGGCAACCUGGACCUCUUAAGUGAACCUGUCAAGAACGCAGCCAAGGAAUUAAUGGCAAACACGGUGAACAACUCUAAAGCUGUCUUCACAUUUUGCGUUGCUUAUACUUCCACUGAUGAAAUGGUGAGUGCCAUCCGAGAAGCUUGUGAUGAAAGGCGGCGAGCAAUGCAAGAACCGAAGAAAACCGAUGAGAAUUAUGGUUUAACAAAACCUGUAGAAGUUGUGGACAUUGAGAAGCAUAUGUACAUGGCAAUCGCACCUCAUCCUGAUAUUGUGGUAAGGACAGCAGGUGAGAAUCGCCUAAGCAACUUUCUGCUGUGGCAAACAGCAUGCAGCCAAUUGUACUCUACCCCCACGCUGUGGCCAGAGGUGAACUUCUGGCAUUUGGUUUUGGCAGUCUUGAAUUUUCAGCGAAACCAUUUUUACUUGGACAAGCAAAAGAAGCUACUGGAAAUGUUGUUAUGAAUGAUUUAGAUUGCUCUGACAGAGUGGUCCUUUCUCCGUAAACCCUCCCUGUGGGGUAUUAGCUGGAGAAAGAAAACCAAAUUCCCUUAUUCCAUUGGAACUCACCAGUUUUAUUAUUUAUGAAGUCCUAGCAA
This is a messenger RNA of Theobroma umbraticum, 1089 nucleotides long. The record is from RefSeq and is a predicted model, not a curated record. NCBI's taxonomy places the organism in Eukaryota, Viridiplantae, Streptophyta, Magnoliopsida, Malvales, Malvaceae.